CGUACUCGGCGCCUACGGUUCGAUGUGUCCAAUUCAUGCAAUUGCUGCGAAAAAGACAAGUGUUCAUAAUCUCGACUACGUUACGUCUCCAAAUCCCUAUUUUUAUAUUUCCGAUUGCUAAUUUCAUCCUCGUUUGAUCGAUUGAUUGAGGUAAUUCGCAGCGUUAAUGGAGCCGGUGAUGGAGGACGAGGAGUAUAGCUGGAGAGAAGUUGUUUUGCCGUCGAUGAUUCCGGUCGUAUCCCCGACGGAGCUCAACCGGGAAACCGGCGAGAGGAGAAGAGGACGCGACAUAAUCAUCGCCGUCGAUCAUGGACCGAACAGCAAACACGCCUUUGAUUGGGCGAUCACGCAUCUCUGCCGCCUCGCUGAUACGCUCCAUCUCGUCCACGCCGUGUCCAGUUUUAAGAAUGAGGUUGUAUACGAGAAGACUCAGGGACUCAUGGAGAAGUUUGCAGUUGAGGCAUUCCAGGUGGCUAUGUUGAGAACAAAAGCCAGGAUUGUGGAAGGAGAUGCAGCCAAGGCAAUUUGCAAGGAAGCAGAGAGGUUGAAGCCCGCUGCUGUGGUGAUGGGCACCAGGGGCAGGAGCUUGAUUCAAAGUGUAAUACAUGGCAGUGUAAGUGAAUAUUGUUUCCACAACUGCAAAGCAGCUCCAGUAAUUAUUGUUCCCGGGAAAGGGGAAGAAUCUGCAUAGGACGAACAAGUCAUGAGUCUUCAGCAAUAUGUUUGUUAGUUUCACUUCCCUUAGUGAGUAAAAGAUUCCCAUGGUUUCAUUUGGUUGUGGUUGUAAAUUCAUGCUUUUAAAGAGAGAAGUAUCUUCUAUGUUAGUGUUCGAUAAUUAUUGUGCUCUGAACUCUCAUUUGCAAGCAUGUGUAGUUUAUAACUAUGCCCUCCGUCGUGCAAUCAUUUUCAUUCUAUAAGAACAAUGCCCAAUAUUAUUAGCAUGUUACUUGAUGCAAAUUUAUUAGUGCAUGACUCAUUUUAAAAAUGUGGAUUAGGUACAUAUCCUAGAGAUCCCUUAUACCAUUGGCACUUUAGGAAUUGAACAAAGCUUUGAAUUUAAGUUAGUAGAGGGAAACAGAGUAGAUGACACUAAAAUUAUGCUCUAUGUUUCCCUCUUUGCCUUUAGUUAGAUUCGGUUUCAGAAAUUUAGUGGGAAAUCUUCUGUUUAUGCUUACAACAAUACAAAAAGCACAGAAAGCAUGUGUGAGCUGAUAUCCAUUCAUGACAAUUAGAAGGAAUAGUUUGUCAAAAUAGUGAAUGGGAGAUAACAUGCAGAGUUAUGUCUCCUUCUUCACUUAUUAUUAUUAUUAUUUAAUUGUUAUUAUUAUCGGUUUUAGCAGGAGCAACUUGACCAAUUAUCUAAUCUAAUUUUAAUUCUAAAAUUAAAUUCUAACCAAAAUAAUUUUAAAAUUAAUCCCAUCUUCUUUCUGGCCUUUAGAAUUAGUA
Andrographis paniculata is the source of this 1446-nucleotide messenger RNA. RefSeq lists its product as uncharacterized. NCBI's taxonomy places the organism in Eukaryota, Viridiplantae, Streptophyta, Magnoliopsida, Lamiales, Acanthaceae. The transcript is spliced from 5 exons. The coding region runs from base 167 to 691 and encodes 174 amino acids. The record is from RefSeq and is a predicted model, not a curated record.